CAAAAGGAGAAGGAAACAAGGAAGAGAAGGGUCUUGGGGUGGUCAGAUUGGCAGACACCGAAAAUCUAUAUCCCGCCGCCGUCCACGCGCCGCCGCCGCCGCCGACGACAACCUCACCGCACGGUUAUCCUGCCCACUUGCUCGAUCCGCACGGUACACCGGACCAAUAACGGCACUAGUUAGAAACGGAAUAAAGGGAUCGGAAUAAAUUCAGCAGUGAGCCGACGAACGAACGCAGGAAAGGCAACAUGACCACCUCGCAAAGCACAGGGAUAACCCCAGCCUCGUCGGAAAGUCUCGAAUCCGACCUCCUCGCGCACCUGGCCUCCACCACGGCGCUUGAUGACCUUCACGCGACCCUCCUCUGCUCUCUGCAGCGCAUGGGCUGGACGGAAAAGGUUCGGAAACUAUCGCAGGAGCUCCUGCGCGGCGGCCGAUGCGAGCGAUUUGAUGAUGUGGUUGAGGCCGUGGUUGCGUCCGCGGAGGGACGCAAACACCCAGUACUAGCAGGCUUGGACAAUGUGAACGAGGAGGACAAGAAUAGUAACGGCGAUGCGGACGGCUACUUUGAGAAAGUGGAUGUGCGGAUCCCGGAGGCGGUGGUCGAGCAAGGUGUGAGGGCAAUCAAAGAGGUAUUGCGCGAGGUGGUGGUACUCGAUGAUGAUUCAGAUCUGUUAGAACAUCAUGAUUCGCGCCAUAGCACUGUGGAUGGGAAGCCGGAGGGCGGCGGUGAAACGAAGACUAAACCAUCCAAGUCGUCGAAGACAGGGGACCAGUCACUAAAAAAUGGUGAUACAAGCCCUGUUAAGAAGACGGAUAAGAAGCCGAAGCCUGGAAAACAGGUAAAGUGAACUCGGGCGUCACAUCUGUUUUGUCGUUUUUCUUUUUUCUUUUGGUCUUUGUC
Messenger RNA from Aspergillus pseudonomiae, 904 nucleotides. RefSeq lists its product as uncharacterized. The transcript has a single exon. Bases 249 to 851 code for a protein of 200 amino acids. Lineage: Eukaryota; Fungi; Ascomycota; Eurotiomycetes; Eurotiales; Aspergillaceae. The record is from RefSeq and is a predicted model, not a curated record.